AUGUAAUAUCCAUUUUCUGUGUCUGAAUUUCCAACCAACAGUACAUCAAUAAUCUCAUGGAUUGGCUCUGAAAACUUCAAGUAAAUCAUAUUCAUUAUAGAAGCUAGAAUAUUAAAUAAGAACAAAUAUUUUCUUUAUAUUAAUACUGUCAAUAAAUACAUUGGGGAAUAAAACGUAUUUAUUCAAAACAUAUAUUCUCUUUAAUAAAUUUUCUAUAGAAUUAUACCAAAUUUCAUUAGAGUAAAUAUGGAGAAUAAAGAUAUUUUAUAUUAAUUAAAAUAAAUCAAAUUUAUGAAUAAAGAUUAAUCAGAAAAAUUAUGCCUUACGCAUAAUGAAGAAAUUAUAGCAUUAGAUAAAGAACAAUAGGAUAAGAAGAAAAGAGGAUUAUGUUAAUAAUGUUGGUAAUGCCUAUCAUAGGAAAGAAGAGUUUAGGUUGUAUUAAUUAAAGAUUCUCUAAAACAAAUAGAUGAAUACAAAAAAAUAAUUAAGACAGAUAGAGAAAAUCAUUUAGAAUUAAACAUUAAAGUUUUGAAUAGUCUUAUAGAGGAGUUGGGAUAGGUAAAAGAUAAAUAUUUGUAAAUGUUUGAAUUGAUAACAGUUAGUAUUAGAAAAUUGAUAGAAUAAUUAUAAAUUUAAGAAUAAUCCUUAAUUAAUAAGGUUGAUAGCAUCAACACUAUUGAUAUUUAUAAUUUUUAUGAAUAAGCUAAAGAAGAAUUUAAAUCCAAAUCAUUAUGUUUUGAUGAUAUUAAAAAUGAUAUUCAGUGUAAGCUAAUAGAAAUGACAGAAACACAAAAAAUAUCAAAAUGCAUAGAUAUUCUAUAAAAUUUUAACAAAAUUAAAACAAUAUUUGAAGAAUAGUUUCCAAAUAAGGAUUAGGAUGAAAUAAAUUAACAUGUAAACUAUAAUAUAUUUCUAUAGAACUUAGACAUCACAUGUGAUGAGCAUAAAGAAAAAAUUAUUUUGGUAGAUUUAAAUAAAGAUAGAGCAAAUUAAAAAAGAAUUGCUUGUCUAUUGUGUGUUGAUAAUUAUAGUAGUCAAUACAAAUCAAUAAAAUAUGUGUAAUAGGAAUGGAAUUAUAUUGAAUAAAUAAGAAAGGAAAAUAUGAAUUAAAAUGCCUCAUUUUUGAAAAAUAAAGGAGAGAAAUUUCAAGAAAUCUUUAAUAAAAUGAAAUAAGAUAGUUAAAUAAUUAUAGAAAAAGCACAAAAAUAGAUUAAUACAAAUAUUAAUUAAUUUUUUUAAGAAUACAAAAUAUAACAAAAAAAAGUUGGACAAAGUUGGUCAAAGUUGAGUAAGGAAUAACUUAUUCAUAUAGCUAACCAAUUAAGUUAAAAUGAUGAUUGUUAAUUGACAGAAGAUCUAUUAUAAAGUGAAUUUAAAACAAAAGAUAGCUUAAUUGAUGAAAUUGUUAAAGAAACAAUCUAAAUUUUAUAAGAGGCUUAAGUUAUUGCAAUAGAUUAAACUUUAAAAUUAUUGAGAAAUUUGUAAAAUGAAUAAAAAAAUUUAAUAAAAGACACAAAAUAACUAGGUAUGGAAAGUUAAAAAUAAAUUAAAUUAAAUUGUAAUUCUUCAUAAAUGAAAUUCGAUAUAAGUCCAAUAAAUUAUGGAAUUAUUUUACAAUUUUAACUUGAAUAUCGUUUUUGUUAUUCAAUAGCAAUUAAUAAUGAUUUAUCAUUAGUAUUAGUUGGUUAAGGUAGAUUUAUAUAUAUAUAUGAAUUAAAACCUAAAGAAUUAAAAAAGAUCAAAUGUAUUGGUAAACAUAAAAAUGAUGUAAAUUGUUUAAAUUUUAUGACACUAUCAAACUCAUUUAUAUCUGGAAGCAGAGAUAAGAAAAUCAAAAUUUGGAAAUAAUAUAAGGAUGAUUAAUGGAAAUGUGAACAGAUUUUAGUAGGACACACAGAAUCAAUAGUUUGCUUGUUGAUAAAUAAUAAAGAUUAAAUGAUAAUAUCAGGAAGUUUAGAUAAGACAAUUAAAUUUUGGCAAUACACAGAAAAAUGGUUAUGUAUUUAGACUAUAACACAUCACAGUGGUGCAGUAUAUGGUAUGUGUUUAAAUGAGUAAUAAAAUAAAUUAAUUUCAUGUGGACGUGAUAAAAAGAUUUUAAUUAUCUAAUAAGAGAAUAAUGAAUGGACUGUUAAAUAAAUUAUUGAAGUUGAAAUUUGUGGUUUGAGGAUCUGUUUUAUUAAUGAUACAUUCACUUUCUAACCCUUCAAUCAUCCUGAAAUGCAUAUUUAUGAAUUCAUAGAUAAUUAAUACAAAAAAACUAAACAAAUAUCGAUAAAAAAUGGAUCAGGCUGUGAUAUUCUGUUUCCUUAAAAAUUUAUAAAAUAAAAACAGUUGCUGAUUAAUAAGAAUGGUUCAUAUAUUCAUUUUAUAAGAGUUUAUCCUAAUUCUGAGUUCAUAGUGGAAUAAUCUAUUGAUUUAAAAACAGAAUUUAUUUAUGGAACUAUAAGCAAUGAUGGGAAAUACAUAUUUAGUUGGGAUAUUAAAUAAUAUCAAUUAUAAAUCUGGUCAUAAUGA
Paramecium primaurelia is the source of this 2517-nucleotide messenger RNA. The record is from the annotation of a GenBank genome assembly. NCBI's taxonomy places the organism in Eukaryota, Ciliophora, Oligohymenophorea, Peniculida, Parameciidae.